CAUUUGUGACCUAAUGACAACUGAAACUGCAUUGCUAGCAUGUUUUUAGCUGAAGGCAGGGACUCAUGCUGUCUCACAGCUCUUGUUAUCUAUUUGGUAUAUUUAUUAAUACAAUUAUCUUAUUUUUAUUUUAAAAACCUUUACGUCAUAAUUUUAGAUGGAAGGUUGCGUUUUCGUUUCUGGGUAAUUGCUAUCUCUCUUCGAGUCUGGACACAUCUCAAAACUUUGAUGCUUAGGGUCUGCUAAAGCCAUAUUUAUCCUCUGAAAAAACCUCACAUACUGUUCAAAUCUGAAGGGUUUUCUGUAUUUGUCAUGUGUGUAACGGUAAGGCCAUAACUCUAACCAUGUCGUUGGUGGAUUACGCAUCUUCAUCCGACGAGGAAAUUGAAGAACAGCAACAUGAAGAAGUCAAAGAACAAGGCCCGCAACAAUCUUAUAGCGAUAAUCUAACAGGCUCAUUACAAGGUCAACUAUCAGAAGCAGCAGAGAAUUCUCCCACAGGGCCCAUAACAGAACUUCCAGAUGCUUCGGUGUUGCUCGGGUCACUAACAGGGCCAGCUAAUUUGAUAGGUAAUGACCAUUCUUCUAGGGUUGCUGCAGCUAUGGCAGCAAGUGCAUCCAGGAAGAGGCCAGAGACAAAUGGUUCUGUUGGACCAUUGCCAUACAGAAAGCUCCCAAGGCAGAGCUUGUCACCUUCAAGGCUUCCCUCUGAUGCUUCAGGAGGUGUUUUGAUACCACCUCAACUGAGAGGCAGGAGCAAUGUGGUAACAGAAGACAUUGACAAGCUGUUUGUGAGGAGAAAAAGAACUGAGGAUGAUAGGAGUGCUCCCUCAGUUGCCAUUUAGUAAAUGGAGAUAAAAGCUUCUUUCAUGGAAUGUUUUCCUUGUAACAUGAAGAAAUUGUACUGGUAGUUUCUGAUCUAAAUUACAUUGCCUUCUAAUUUGAACUCUUCUUAGUUUUCUCACUUGAGCCAAGGUAAUACCCUAUCACCAUAGAAUGGCUGUCAGACUUUUUGCGCUUACAAUGCAAAUAAUAAUGUUUGUACACUGUGUAUGCCAAAGAAGAAAUGGCUUCUGUUUUCCAUGCA
Molecule: messenger RNA, 1087 nt
Organism: Cryptomeria japonica (Japanese cedar)
Lineage: Eukaryota; Viridiplantae; Streptophyta; Pinopsida; Cupressales; Cupressaceae
Exons: 3
Coding region: 345-845 (166 amino acids)
Source: RefSeq, a predicted model, not a curated record